AUGGCCUCGCCUGUAGUACUUGGUGUAGCUGCUCUUGUCGUUUUCUUCGUUAUCCGGUACCUCAACUCAUCUGAUAUUCCAAAAAUCAAGAAUCUUCCCGAGAUCCCUGGCGUUCCUCUCUUUGGCAACUUGCUCCAAUUGGGUACUGAUCAUGCUCUCGUUGCUCGGAAAUGGGCGAAGCAGUAUGGACCAGUGUUCCAGACUCGUCUUGGAAACAGGGUAAGCACAUCAUAUGUCAAGCGCCCAGGUGAAAGCAUACUGAGACUUGUGACAGNNCGUAUCGUAUUCGCCAAUACAUUCGAUUCUGUCAAGCACAUCUGGGUCACGAACCAGUCGGCGCUGAUUUCUCGACCAACCUUGCACACUUUCCACACUGUGGUCUCAUCAUCCAGUGGAUUCACCAUCGGCACCUCUCCUUGGGAUCCUAGUUGUAAAGAGAGAAGAAAGGCAGCCGCAACAGCUCUCAACCGUCCAGCAGUGCAAAGCUACAUGCCUUUCAUCGACUUUGAAUCCACAAGAUCAAUCAAGGAGAUGCUUGCAGACUCAAAAGACGGCACUUUCGAUGUCGAUCCGAAUCCUUACUUCCAGCGAUACGCCUUGAGCACAAGUCUUACCCUCAACUACGGCAUCCAGAUCGAAGGCAGUAUCGACAACGAGAUGCUCAAAGAGAUUACACAUGUUGAGCGUGAGAUCAGUAACUUUCGAUCAACAUCAAACAACUGGCAGGACUAUAUCCCACUCAUGCGACUGUGGCCAACGAACAACGUGAAGCCACUCGAGUACAAGAAACGUAGAACAGCAUAUAUGACCAAGUUGCUGAACAUGCUGAAAGAGAAGAUCAAGGCUGGUACCGACAGACCAUGCAUCACUGGCAACAUCCUCAAGGACCCGGAAGCAAAGCUAAACGAUGCCGAGAUCAUGUCCAUCUGCUUGACAAUGGUGAGCGCCGGUUUGGAUACUGUUCCAGGCAACUUGGUCAUGUGUUUGGCGUAUCUGUCUUCCGAGGAUGGCCAGAGAAUUCAGCGAAAAGCUCUGGAUGAGAUCAACAGAGUUUAUCCAGAUGGCGACGCUUGGGAGAAGUGCUUGAGCGAAGAGAAGGUGCCGUACAUUACAGCUCUCGUGAAAGAGACUCUUCGUUUCUGGUCAGUUAUCCCAAUCUGCUUGCCAAGAGUAAGCAUCAAGGAUAUCGAGUGGCAAGGUGCAGUGAUUCCUGCUGGCACCACAUUCUACAUGAAUGCUUGGGCGGCCAAUUACGAUGAGUCGCACUUCAAGAACCCCUUCAAGUUCGAGCCGGAACGUUAUCUGGACAAGGAGAUGACAGGUAUCGAACACUUCGGCUACGGAGCAGGUAGUCGAAUGUGUGUGGGCAGCCACUUGAGCAACCGUGAGCUGUACACAGCAUUUUUGAGGCUCAUCACAGCCUUCGAGUUCGUUGCACCGAAGGAUCCCAAGGACAAGCCUGUUCUGGACGCACUAGGUGCAAAUGCUCUUCCCACUAGUCUUACUGUGAGUAUAUUCCUUUGUCAUCUCUCAUAUCAAAAAUUGACAUUUUCGCAGAUGGAACCGAAGCCUUUCAAGGUGGGACUUCGCGUACGCAACAGGCAGCAGCUGGACAAGUGGAUCAGAGAGAGCGAAGACAGAACAGCAGACCUUUGA
Messenger RNA from Aureobasidium musti, 1656 nucleotides. The record is from the annotation of a GenBank genome assembly. NCBI's taxonomy places the organism in Eukaryota, Fungi, Ascomycota, Dothideomycetes, Dothideales, Saccotheciaceae.